AUGGAAUACGUAGUAGGAACAGGUGCACCGGAUUGGCUGCAUCUUGUGUCAAAUGGUGCGAACUUUUCUCAACGACACGAUCUCCACUUGAAUGCAGGUGUUCCCGGAGCGGUUCAGCCACAAUAUUUGUUUGAUUGUGGUUGGGGCCAUUUGAAAGAAAUGUCGCCGCAAGAUGCACGAAGAUCUUCCUCAUCGGCCUCUCCUGGAGAAUACGACAGUGUGUCGUCAUGCAACAGCCAUCAGUUCGGAUGUUCAUUGCUGUGUAAAGGAAUGAAAGGUGCUUUGGAAGAGGAAAAAGACUGCAGUGACUCAAACACCUUAGAGUUAUCUCUGUUUCAUAGCGGCAUGGUCGAUGAAUUGCUCCAUGAAACUCCCUUUGAACAACCUCCGCAUGCGGCUGCGAUGGAUACCGUUGCUGAUGUUGCUACACAUCCCUCUGCGCUUUCUCAGGUGGGCGCCGCCCCACCCACAACCCUUUGUGGGCUCUUCAGCAGUGACAAGACAUGGGUAAAUGAAUCUCUGUCCAGUGCUGUAUGGGGAACGUCCGUGCCCAACUUGAAGAGCAAUGUUGUUUCACAUUUGGCGCCUGUGCGGGAGUUUACUGGCUCUUGCAACACCGAGGUUGCUCUUUCUUACUGGCCGAAGACUGGUACGCAGGCACCCUCUCACGCUUUGGUGGGAACGACACACGAUACGGGGCGGUGUUCUUCCUUACCGAAAUGUGCUCCCCCUUCCUCUCAGAAACGACGGUCCAUCGAACAGCUUAUGGCGCAGUUAACUACAGACACAGACGACGCUUCUGCAACGAGGGAUGGCUCCCAUUUGACGGCAAUAUUAAAACAACCGAAUGUAAAGGCCACUUCGUUUGAUUGCCCUUCCGUGGAAGGACAACGAAAAGAUUUUCUCGAGGAACUGCUUGCGAAAAGCAGAACUUUAAACCGAAGGGACUGUUCACGUGGCACUUGCUCAAAUGUAUCACUUCUUGACUGCGGUCGACGACCGUGUUGCAGGCCGCCGCUCGCCGUUGGCUGUUCACCUCUCUCCUCACCCCUAGAAAGUGGACCUGCGAUAGAGAGUUUUGUGACCGAGAGUGACGAUGGUGGGCGCUCCACUGCUGUCCCAGCUUGGCUGGGAAGUACUGUGAUGGAUUCGCUGCGAACAGUGCGCAGCAGUGACUACCAGUCCGGCCAGUCUUACCAUUUGUGCCAGGAUCCCACUCAUGAAUUUGUUUUGAAUCGAAGCACUCUGAGUGGCUUCUACCGCAACUCGUCCCAUAGUCGUUGCGUGGGGGGUAUUAUUGAUGAUUCAUGCUUCACUGCACUCAAAUCAGCAGAGGAAUGGCCGCCUCGAACAAAAGACGAUGCGUCGAGACUGUUAGGGCGGCUUCAAGCGAAGGAGCUCUUGCAACAUCUUGUUGUCGUGAGCUUCUCGCGGAAGCACACUGAAGAUGUAUUGCUGUUGUUUGGCUCAUGGAAACGCAAACGCAUCACCCCACCGGAUGUUCAGUUUGGACUUUACUACUGGUACACGAUUAAAUGGAGAAACGAGAGGUUGUGUUUAAAGCAUAACGGCUGUGGACCUGCGGCAGGAAAAAACCGAGGGUGUGUCUACGCACUGAGGGGAUCUCACCGUAAAUGUCGCUACCCUCAUAAAUGUUUGUUCUGUGGGGCAGGGGAUCAUGGUUGGGUUGAAGAGGACCGCUGUAGCCGGUACUUAAGCCUCCAGGGAGAAAUGAAAAGGUUGGGUGUGACAAACGAUAUUGCAUCAGUUCUCCUGAACGCAAUUGAAUGCGAGAAGUAG
Trypanosoma rangeli is the source of this 1800-nucleotide messenger RNA. RefSeq lists its product as uncharacterized. NCBI's taxonomy places the organism in Eukaryota, Euglenozoa, Kinetoplastea, Trypanosomatida, Trypanosomatidae. The transcript has a single exon. Bases 1 to 1800 code for a protein of 599 amino acids. The record is from RefSeq and is a predicted model, not a curated record.